GUUACUCGGUCGAGGCCCGUGCAAGAACACGCCGCUGAUCCAGCUAGUUUCCCUGACGCCUGGAGUUCGCUACUUGGAAGACAUGGCGAGAUGGAGGCUCGGUCCACGGCGUCAACCCCGCUUGUCAAUCAAUCAGUCUCCGACUCGGACGGCGAUGAUCGCUUUGGUUUCCUAGUCCGAUCGGCUAGGCGAAGUGAGUCCCCGUCCCGCUCAAUAAAAGGAACCUGCUGGGUCUCAAUCCUCUCCACACCGAAGCGAGAGACGGCGGCCAUACGCCAUAGAUGGCAACCAUGGCUCGCAUCCUGCUCGCCGCGUUCGUGGCUCUAAUCCUCGUCGGCGUCGGCCCGUGCCACGCAAGGCCGGCGCCGCAGCAUGCUGCCAUGUCGGCAGCGAAAGGGAAGGCCGCGGCGGUGGACGGCAUCACGGCCAUCUACAACUUCGGCGACUCCCUGUCGGACACCGGCAACCUGCUACGCGAAGGCGCCGCCGGCAUGCUGCAGUACACCACGGGCCCUCCCUACGGCUCCGCCAUCGGCGGCGCCACCGGGCGAUGCUCCGACGGGUACCUCAUGAUAGACUUCCUCGCCAAGGAUCUCGGCUUGCCGCUGCUCAACCCGUACCUCGACAAGGGCGCCGACUUCGCCCACGGCGUCAACUUCGCCGUCGCCGGCGCCACGGCCCUCGACGCGGCGGCGCUCUCGAGGAGAGGGGUCUCCGUCCCCCACACGAACAGCUCGCUCGCCGUCCAGCUGCAGCAGUUCAAGGACUUCAUGAGCGCCCACACCCGGUCCCCGCAGGAGAUCCGCGAGAAGCUGGCCCGGUCGCUGGUCAUGGUGGGCGAGAUCGGCGGCAACGACUAAAACUACGCCUUCGCGGCGAACAGGCCGGCGGGCGACGGCGAGCGCAACCUCUACAACUUCGGGCGCAUGGCGGCCGGCGUGGUCGAGGCGACGGCGCUCGUCCCCGACGUGGUGCGGUCCGUGACGAGCGCGGCCAGGGAGCUCCUCGACAUGGGCGCGACGCGGCUGGUGAUCCCCGGAAACUUCCCGCUGGGGUGCGUGCCGAGCUACAUGGCCGCGGUGGACGACAAGGACCCGGCGGCGUACGACGCCACCGGCUGCCUCGCGGCGCUGAACCUGUUCGCCCAGAUGCACAACGUGCUGCUGCAGCAGGGCAUCCGGGAGCUGCGCCGGGCGUACCCGGGCGCCACCAUCGCCUACGCCGACUACUUCUACGCGUACGUGCGGAUGCUGCGGGACGCCGGCGAGGCGGGGUUCGACGCGGCGGCGCUGACCAGGGCGUGCUGCGGCGCCGGCGCCGGCGCGUACAACUUCGACAUGGACCGGAUGUGCGGCGCGCCGGGCGCGUCGGUGUGCGCGAGGCCCGAAGAGCGCGUCAGCUGGGACGGCGUGCACCUGACGCAGCGCGCGUACAGGGUCAUGACCGACUUGCUCUACCACAAGGGGUUCGCGUCCCCGGCGCCGGUGGAGUUCCCGCGUGCGUGAAGAUCGACGUGCAUCCUUCGUUAGGCUGGCCAGUUGGUGUCGUGGAUUGCAUGUUCUACUUUUGUCAGUGUCUUUCACCUUUGUUUUUGUGCAACCUGUGUAUAAAGGGUUUAAGGAUUAGUUGGCAAAUUAGUAUUAGUUCCAAGUUUUAAGGAUUCAGUCUGCAAUUUGCUUUACUGUUCUUUUUUUGAAACAUUUGCUUUACUGGUUAUACAAGCGCAUCUCGUUUCCGCCCAAAUAGAAAAUAAAGGGUGAAUUCACUACAAAUUACAAUUACUCAGCUGCUCGACCAGAAGGUCCAGAAGUUGAGAGCCUCAGGAUUCAGGAACCACCAAACCAGGACGCUGCCUUGCUCCACCAGCAGCUUGUACCCACAGGCCACCAUGGUUUGCCCGAAGCC
Molecule: messenger RNA, 1905 nt
Organism: Panicum virgatum (switchgrass)
Lineage: Eukaryota; Viridiplantae; Streptophyta; Magnoliopsida; Poales; Poaceae
Product: acetylajmalan esterase-like
Exons: 1
Coding region: 282-860 (192 amino acids)
Molecular function (GO): hydrolase activity, acting on ester bonds
Source: RefSeq, a predicted model, not a curated record